This is a messenger RNA of Pseudocercospora fijiensis CIRAD86, 1135 nucleotides long. RefSeq lists its product as uncharacterized. The transcript has 2 exons. The coding region runs from base 1 to 1092 and encodes 363 amino acids. Lineage: Eukaryota; Fungi; Ascomycota; Dothideomycetes; Mycosphaerellales; Mycosphaerellaceae. The record is from RefSeq and is a predicted model, not a curated record.
AUGACCGUUACCGCUCCUGCCAAUGCUCAAAAUGGCGACACCGUCCUGAGAGCGACGGACUUGCCGCCUGGCGUGUCUGGCAAGCCAUAUGUAAUCUCAUCCCAGGACGGCGAGAUCAUCUACAUUCCCCUAUCCAAGUCUGCAACAAGGCUGCUCGUCACUGGCAAGGAGACAGACAAUGCUUUCGCUGUCGUUGGCAGCAGUGGCAGUCAGAGUGAUCCCGUCGGCUUUCACUAUCAUGCCAAGACUCACGAUGUGUUCCUCUGCUUGAAAGGCAGCGUCAACGUCUGGGCCAAUGACGAGGCACGAACAAUGGGUCCAGGUGACUUUGCGAGUGUUCCGCCGGGCACGAUACAUCAAUAUCAAAUCCUGGGAGAUCAUUCCGAAAUGGUAGGCCUGAUCGUGCCAGGCGGUUGGGAGGAAUUCUUUCGAUUCAUCGGCGAACCAUACGAUGGUCCUCUCUGGCCAUUGGAUGACCAGCGUAACAUAUUCGAAGUCCUGAUCCCCAAACUUAAAGCCGCAGCUGAGCGGUUCGACAUGAUUCCACUACCACAACAUAAGCACUUGGGCCCAACGCCGUGGAAGGACACCGAAAACAAACUACCUGGAAAGCUUGAGCCGUACUUCUUGAAGAAUGCUACGGGUCCGGCAUAUCUGGCUGGAGGAGCUGUAGUUAGGCCAUUGAUCACUACAGCAGAGUCGGAUGGCAAAUUCGUCAUUGGCAGCAUCGAAGGCUCGAAGCAGCACGCGGAGACCGAUCUAUUCGCAGCAGGCCGCCAACUCCGAUUUCCAGAGACCCAUCAUGCUUUCCAGGUCGUUGAAGGUGCAGUACAAUUCGAUAUUGGCUCUGCACCUCCAACAAGCCUUCACAGCGGCGAGAUCGUCUAUGUUCCAAGGGGUACAGCUUUCAGCUAUCGAUUCCGGACAAGAUUCGCCAAGAUGUAUUCAUUCGCGAGCGGAUCUGGCAUUGUCGAGCUGUUGAUGAAAUCUGGCGAGUCAUACAACGCACCAGUGCCGCCAGAGAAGGCGAGCUUGCUGGAUGCUCAGAGGUUGCAGGACUCUGCUAAGGAUUGCGCUAGUGAUAUAUGCUGAUACAUAUGGGCCCAGCAACCAUUCUAAAAUGAUAUAUGAUACC